Messenger RNA from Xiphophorus maculatus (southern platyfish), 1771 nucleotides. It is a transcript of the gene cbx8b, whose product is annotated as chromobox 8. The transcript has 5 exons. Bases 99 to 1181 code for a protein of 360 amino acids. The record is from RefSeq and is a predicted model, not a curated record. NCBI's taxonomy places the organism in Eukaryota, Metazoa, Chordata, Actinopteri, Cyprinodontiformes, Poeciliidae.
UUCUGGAGGAGGAAGGGGAGUGAAGUGCAGUGAGAGGAGGGGGGAUAUCUGCUCAACUAGCAGCCAUCAGGCUAACGGUAGGUAGCACUGGAGUAAACAUGGAGCUGUCUGCCGUCGGGGAGAGGGUAUUCGCGGCCGAGUCUAUCAUCAAGCGGAGGAUAAGGAAGGGUCGCAUUGAGUACCUGGUGAAAUGGAAGGGAUGGUCGCCCAAAUACAGCACUUGGGAGCCAGAGGAGAACAUUUUGGACUCCCGUUUGUUUGCCGCUUUCGAACAGAGAGAGCGUGAGCGGGAGCUGUAUGGGCCCAAAAAGAGGGGACCGAAACCAAAGACGUUUCUACUUAAGGCGCAGGCGAAAGGUAAAACCAAGUCUUAUGAGUUCAGGAGCGAAGCAGUGCGAGGGAUGCACAUUACGUACCCAACCCCCGAGCCGGUCUUCACCCCCAGGGCUAGAGAAGGCCUGAGGGCUGUCGUUCCCACCAUCUUCCCGCCGAGCGCCGUCAACCGUGGAGAAAGCAUGCGCGUGCGACCUUCUGAACUGAGUCUCCACGGGCACCAGCGAUCUUCCCUUCAACAUUCUGAUUCAGACGGCACCGUCCAAGCACCCAAAAAAAGGGGGCCGAAGCCAAAGCCCCGCUUUGUAGACGCCGACUUCAGCCCGGUCGUCUCCGAGCCACGCAAGAGAAGAGCAGAGGAGGAGGAGGAGGAGGAAGAGGAAGAGGAGAGACACGGUCCUCACAAACUGUCCAAGUUCCAGGGAGCUGAGGAGAUGAGGUUGCAGAAGCUGGCCCACAGACACUCAGAGAACCACAAACACCACCAGCACCACCACUAUUAUCAUCAUCAUCAUCACCACACACAGAAAGUCUCCCAGCUCCACUCUCACCGGAGCCUGGAGCCACACAGGACUACAGACGGCUCCAGCUACCUGGUGGCGGCGCACCUCAAGCACCACCACAAAGCGAGCCGCGGCCCACCCACCGAGUUCCCGCCGAUGGAGAAGCCUUACUUUCUGGACAGGCAGUCUCCGACCAGGUUCGAUGACAGCCAGGACCAAACGGCCUGGAGGCCGUGCCUCAGCAACGUGGAGAAGGUGCUGGUGACGGACGUGACCGCCAACUUCCUGACUGUCACCAUCAAGGAGAGCAGCACCUCCAAGGGCUUCUUCAAGGACAAAAGAUGAUUCUGGAAGUUUAUGGGAUAUUUAAGCAAAGCUGUUUUUGUAUGUAAUGUAUAAAGGAGUAUUAUAUAAAGUCUGGUAUAUAUUUAAUGUUUUGACCAAAUGAUAUGAGGUCCGUUUUACCUGAGGUGUUGGUGAAUGUGACGUUUCCUUUGCAGCAGAAUGCUGCUUUCUGUACAGAGCUCCUAAAUUUCACUAUUUUUCCAUCUAAAACCAGCUAGAAUGUAUUUUUUUCCCCUCAUAUCUUCCAAGCUGAGUUCAAAAGAAAAAGAUACCCAUGUCUUAUAUUUAAUCUAUUAUUUGAACUGGUUAUCCUGACAGUGUAUCUGUAAAACUAAAAAAACUGGAGCACUUUGAAUACAGUAGUAUUAAAAAAUUGUUUUGUUUUGUCCUAAAGAGUUUUGUAAUGUCUUGUUUUUUGGGGUUUUUUUUUUUUUUAAUUAAACCUUUUUUUUUUUUUUUUCCUUCAAGGUGCAUUUAUCAAUUUUUUCCCAAGAAUAUACGUCAUUUUACAUUUUUCAUAGAUAUGUUUGCCGUAACAGAAAGUUGUCAGAUUGCUUUUUAGAUGCUUUUCAAUAAAUCAGUUGAGUUUG